Molecule: messenger RNA, 234 nt
Organism: Letharia columbiana
Lineage: Eukaryota; Fungi; Ascomycota; Lecanoromycetes; Lecanorales; Parmeliaceae
Exons: 1
Coding region: 1-234 (77 amino acids)
Source: RefSeq, a predicted model, not a curated record
AUGUCUCGAUUCUUCACACAAGGCGAUAGCUCCAGCGAGAGCAGCUCCUCAGACGAGGAGGAGCUCUACAGCGAGGAAGAAGGCGCGCAAAAGUCCGAAGAAGAAUCAAGUGAGGAAGAAGAAGCAUCGGAGGAGGAGGCGUCGUCAUCCUCGGACGAAGGGGGAAGUCCGGGGUCUCCAAAUUUCUGCGAGAUGUGGCCUCGAGUGAUGAGAGCGAAGAUGAGGACAAAGUGA